ACUGGACAGCCGUGAGUGUGAGUUAACAGCUUUUGCGAAGUCGAGUUGUUGACGAACGGUAGCUGUAAAAAGUGUGGGCAAAUCCCAACUGUCGUCUGAAUCUGCCCGAACUGUGAACAGAAGAAAGUAAAUCUUACCCAUCUUGAAACUUCGGUUCAAGCUCAUCAAGAACAAGUCAAAUCCUUGUCUUCCAGUGAACAGCAGGGAUAAUUUUCAGUUUUUAUCUAAGGUGGGGAGGUUUAAGUGGCAUUUCAGAGAUAGAUGAGUGCCAGCAGACAAAGGACCCUAGGGGGUGGGGGUCAGCAUGUAUUGGACUAUCUGAGACGAAUGCAAGCAGAGAAUCCUUCAUUCUUUUAUGCAAUUCAAGGUGAUAGUGACCACACUGGUGGAAGCAUAUUUUGGGCAGAGGCAACAUCAAGGAUGAAUUAUACUUACUUUGGGGAUACUGUUAUUUUUGACACAACAUAUAGGACAAAUCGCUACAGGGUACCAUUUGCCUCAUUCACAGGACUAAACCACCAUGGGCAGCCGGUGUUGUUUGGAUGUGCUUUAAUUCUCAAUGAGUCCGAGUCCUCUUUUGUGUGGCUAUUACAAACUUGGCUUCAUGCAAUGUCUGACCACCACCCUGUAUCUAUAACAACUGACCCUGAUCGUCUCAUACAGAUGGCUGUUGCGCAGAUUCUUCCGGAAACACGCCUUCGUUUCAAUAAAUGGAGCAUUUUCAAAGAAACCCAAGAGAAACUAGCUCAACUAUACCAAUCACAUCCUACUUUUGAAGCAGAAUUUAGGAAAUGUAUUAAUGAGACCGAGACGAUUCAUGAGUUUGAAUCAUCUUGGGUAUCGCUUCUGGAAAGGUACUUUGUCAUGGAUAAUGAAUGGCUUCAGUCAAUGCACAAUGCUCGGCAACAGUGGGUCCCUGUUUAUAUGCGAGAUACGUUCUUUGGGGACCUAUCUAUAAGUGAGGGAACUGGAGGUUUAAACUCAUUCUUUGAAGGGUUUGUGAAUCCAUCAACCACCGUACAGAUGUUGAUUAAACAGUACGAGAAAGCUGUAGCUACUUGGCAUGAGAAAGAAUUAAAGGCAGAUUAUGAUUCCACUAACACUACACCAGUUCUUAAGACACCAUCACCCAUGGAAAAACAAGCAGCUAACCUCUUUACAAGAAGAAUAUUCAUGAAGUUCCAAGAGGAGUUGGUAGAGACCCUUGCUAAUCCUGCAACUAAAAUUGAUGACUCAGGAACUGUCAUAACAUAUCGGGUGGCCAAAUUUGGGGAAGACCACAAAGCACACACUGUUAGCUUCAAUUCUUUUGAGAUGAAAUCUUGUUGCAGCUGCCAAAUGUUUGAAAAUUCUGGAAUAAUAUGCAGGCAUAUAUUAGCAGUUUUCAGAGCAAAAAAUGUUCUUACACUUCCUUCACAAUAUUUACUAAAACGAUGGACAAGAAAUGCCAAAAGUGGAGCUGUGUUGGAGGAACGUGCUUCUGAAUUGCCAAAUAAUUCUCGGGAGUCCUUAACAGUUCGGUAUAACAGUCUACGUCAAGAAGCUAUUAAGUAUGUUGAAGAAGGGGCAAAAUCUAUUCACAUUUACAAUGUGGCAAUGGAUGCUUUACAAGAGGCAGUGAAAAAGGUUGAUGCUGCAAAACACCAAAGCCCUGCCGCUGCAGAAGAUGGAGCAUUGAGCAAUGGAGGCGAUCAAGAGUUGCAUGCAGCUGGAGAUACUCAGGCAGUGGCAUGUCAAUCUGCGGAUGAGAAGGAAAAGAAAAUUCGUGAAUUGACUGUGGAGUUGGAGAGCACAAACCAGCGAUGUGAAGUGUAUAGAGCCAAUCUGCUGGCUGUUUUGAGGGAUAUGGAAGAACAGAAGUUAAAGCUGUCUGUUAAAGUUCAAAACGCAAGGCUUAGUUUGAAAGAGUGAAGGUAAUCUGUGAAGAAAUGUUAGCAGAAUGAGUCUUUCCCAUACUGAUAGUUAUUAUUUUAGCUUCUCAGAGGAUUCGGCAAGAAUUGAUCAUGACCGGUGGGGUUAAUUUGCCAUAAAUACAAUGUAGUUUAGAUUGUAUGAAAAAAAUUGAUAGGUUCUUCA
Theobroma umbraticum is the source of this 2076-nucleotide messenger RNA. It is a transcript of the gene FRS9, whose product is annotated as FAR1-related sequence 9. The record is from RefSeq and is a predicted model, not a curated record. NCBI's taxonomy places the organism in Eukaryota, Viridiplantae, Streptophyta, Magnoliopsida, Malvales, Malvaceae. Gene Ontology annotation, molecular function: zinc ion binding. Gene Ontology annotation, biological process: regulation of DNA-templated transcription.